GCCUUCAACUCUAGGAACCGGCCCGAUACAUCUGUAAGGUGAGCAUCCCUCUCUGACUGGUGCAGAUUAUCUGUAGAAUCUCAAGGGAAUGCUAGAUUCUGUUGCACAAGGUGCCAGUACACCGACAUAUUCAGAACCUCACUUCUGGGCGGAUUAUUUCUGCCAUGAUCUGUAUCCAACUCCUAGAGAGCAGUCGCCAGGGAUCUCUUGGACCGCUUCGUUCCCAGAGCAAUGGUCUAAGCACCAUGUCUGUGAGUGGCUACAGUAUUGCUGUGACAGCUACAAACUUGAUGCCAACUGUAUCCCCUUCGAUCACUUUAAUGUAUCUGGUCUGCAGCUUUGUAAUAUGACCAGAGAUGACUUCACAGAGGCAGCGGGAUCGUGUGGGUAUUAUCUCUACAGUAUUCUACAGGAUAUCCGCACGCAAGGGUUCGCAUGCCAUACCACCACUGAAGACAGAAGUCCACCAAUAUCAAACAAAGAAGAAAGAGUAGAAGUGAAGAUAGAAGUAGUGAAACGGAACAAACCAUCCACACUCAGCAGACCUGGUGUACACAGUUCUCACCUGUGGGAAUUCAUGAGGGACCUUCUUCUCUCACCUGAUGCCAAUGAUGGAAUCCUGGAAUGGGAUGAUAAAGAACAUGGGGUAUUCCGAGUGGCAAAGUCUGAAGCACUGGCGCAGAUGUGGGGCAGAAGGAAAAAGAAUGAAAGGAUGAACUAUGAAAAACUCAGCCGAGCCCUGAGGCACUACUAUAAAAGUGGGAUCCUGGAGCGGGUAGACAGGAGGCUGAUGUACAAAUUCGGGAAGAAUGCCCAUGGGUGGAAAUGACAGUGCCAUAGAAGUUGGUUCAGUGCCAUCACCAGGGGGAACUAUGGAUGUCACACCGUGGAUUGACUGGCAAUUAAUGAGAACUGGCAGGUAUUAGAAUGUGAAUGGCACAGCUGAAACGCCUAAAGUAGAAAAACAUGGAUGGAGAUCUCCUGCAGGUUCUACAUGAUGGACAACCACUUUUUAUCCACAAGCAAGAGCAGCAGCUUCCCGCUUGUAUAAUACAGGAUGGAUCUACCCAAACAUUCCUGGCUUCUUCCUUUGUCCUAGUCCUUCAAACCGCCCGAAUAUGGCUGCUAUAAGAUUUCCAUACGGGAAUAUCCAGAAGGAAACCCUCAAACCUGGAGAUGUUCGUCUGCACUUUCCUCUAUUAAGACAAUACCUUUUUAAACCCUUUAAACAAUAAAAUCCUACCUAUAACCCCAAUGGUAGAAACAUUGAAUGUAAUGGAUAAAGAAAUAAAACAUUUGCAGAAGAACUAAUAACCCAUAGCAACCAAUGAGCAUCUAGCAUUUAUAGGUCGCCCUAUUAGAGUUUAUUCUCAUCCUGCAAACCCUCCAGUAUUCUGAGGGUACAAUUUAGGCUUUGCUCCUGAUUGCAUCAAAAAAUAUCAGGACAUGACCAUAGUCCUCCCCAAAUAGCAAAUAUGAGAUAAGGCAAGAAUCAUAGUUGGAUAUGGGCAGCCAAUCACAGCUCUGCCUUCACAUGGGAAAAAUCAACUGUGGUUCCCUCUCAGGUCCACUUAUCCGCUGAUAGGCUGGCAUCCUACAGGGCAAGGUAGGUAGCAGGUAGCAAUUACUAGUCAGCUGUUUAGAGACAAGCAUCUGAUUGGUUGCUAUGGGUUACUAGACCUGCAGUUUUGCUCUUAUCAUGAAAUACUCUGUUUGUAUUUAAUAAAUAGGUGUCCUCAUCUCCUGCCCCAUCCUGACACCUAAUAGUCUGUAAAUUAAUAAAAAUGAAUGUAUUUUGA
Messenger RNA from Xenopus laevis (African clawed frog), 1799 nucleotides. RefSeq names its product ETS-related transcription factor Elf-5 (gene elf5.L). Gene Ontology annotation, biological process: cell differentiation; DNA-templated transcription; regulation of transcription by RNA polymerase II. The coding region runs from base 89 to 829 and encodes 246 amino acids. The record is from RefSeq and is a predicted model, not a curated record. Gene Ontology annotation, cellular component: nucleus. The transcript is spliced from 7 exons. Gene Ontology annotation, molecular function: DNA-binding transcription factor activity, RNA polymerase II-specific; DNA binding; DNA-binding transcription factor activity. Lineage: Eukaryota; Metazoa; Chordata; Amphibia; Anura; Pipidae.